ACAUCCCUAUAUAAACCCAUUGCAUCUCUUCCCUAAAAACACACAACUCAAACACACACAUGGCCAUCUCCAAUAUUUUCUUUCUCUUCUUCCUUUCUUCUUUCUCUCUUUUUUCUUCCCACACCCAUGCAGCUACUUUUGAAAUUCGCAACAACUGUGGUUUCACUGUUUGGGCCGCUGCCGUACCCGGCGGCGGACGACAACUAAACAGGAACGACGUUUGGACACUAAAUGUGAAUCCCGGCACUGCUGGUGCUCGCAUUUGGGCUCGAACCAACUGCAACUUCGACGCGUCUGGCCGUGGCCGAUGCGAGACCGGCGACUGCGGCGGCCUCCUCGAGUGCCAAAACUACGGCCUCCCUCCCAACACUCUCGCCGAAUUCGCCUUGAACCAAUGGAACAACUUGGACUUCGUCGAUAUCUCCGUCAUCGAUGGCUUCAACGUUCCCAUGGAGUUCAGCCCGAUUUCUGGCAACGGGUGCGGUCGGCCUCAGGGCAGCAGAUGCACUGCCGACAUCAACGGGCAAUGCCCGAGCCAGUUGAGGGCUCCAGGAGGCUGCAACAACCCAUGCACCGUCUUCGGCGGCGACCAAUACUGCUGCACCGCCCCGAACAGUGGCUGCGGGCCGACGGAGCUGUCUCAGUUCUUCAAGACCCGGUGCCCUGAUGCGUAUAGUUACCCUAAGGACGAUCCAACGAGCCUAACCAGUUGCCCGGGAGGAACCAACUAUAGAGUCAUCUUUUGCCCUUAGAAAAACAAAACUUAUUAUAUGAUUAUGAAUAAGUAAAGAGCUCCCAUGAGAGUUUUUUUAGUACAAAUAUGGCUGAGAGAUGGAACUUACAACACAAUUAUCCUUUGAUGCUCCCCUGAGUUUUUUACAGUUGUAUGCAGCAAAGUUUUCAUCUAUAUUAAACAUAAGUUUGUUUGUGUAUGGGCCUACACGUA
Molecule: messenger RNA, 946 nt
Organism: Momordica charantia (bitter melon)
Lineage: Eukaryota; Viridiplantae; Streptophyta; Magnoliopsida; Cucurbitales; Cucurbitaceae
Product: thaumatin-like protein 1
Source: RefSeq, a predicted model, not a curated record